AUGCGCAUGCGGUGGUUGCUCCCAAACCCUAUCAAAACCCUUCCGAUUAUCAACAACAUCCGUUCAAUCUCAUUUCCAAGUUUCGUUCCUCACUCGCUUUCUUUCGAUUCAAGAUCGUCGUUUACAAUCCGAAUCCAAAUGGCAGCUAUUCAUCACCACAGCGAAGCUGGACUUGCGAAGCGUUUCUGGAUCAAGUUCAACCGCGAAUCAAUAUUUGCUCUCUUCACUCCUUUUGUCAUCUCUUUAGCAUCCGGUAACCUGAAGACCGAUUCCUUCCGUCAUUACAUCGCACAAGAUGUUCAUUUUCUUCGUUCUUUUGUUAAAGCGUAUGAGUUGGCAGAAGAGUGUGCUGACGAUGAUGAUGAUAAGCUUGGACUUUCUCAGUUGAGGAAGGAAGUCUUAGAGGAGCUGAAGAUGCACGACUCUCUGGUAAAGGAAUGGGGAUUGGACCUUGCCAAAGAGCAUGGUAUUAGUUCUGCAACAGUUAAGUAUACUGACUUCCUGUUGGCUACUGCCUCUGGAAAGAUUGAAGGAUUGAAAAGUUCUGGGAAACUCGCAACACCAUUUGAGAAAACCAAAAUUGCUGCUUAUACUCUAGGUGCCAUGAGUCCUUGCAUGAGGCUUUAUGCCUUUCUUGGUGAAAAGAUCAAGAAACUUCCAGUCUCCGAUGAUAAAACUCACCCGUAUAGCAAAUGGAUUGACAACUAUUCCUCUGAUGGUUUCCAGGCAUCUGCUUUGCAAACCGAAGAUUUGCUCGACAAGCUAAGUAUCUCUUUGACUGGCGAAGAACUCGACGUCAUUGAAAAGCUUUAUUAUCAGGCAAUGAAGCUUGAAAUAGACUUCUUCACUGCUCAACCACUCUUUCAGCCAACUAUAGUACCAUUGACUAAAGGACAUAACCCUGAAGAAGACCAUCUCAUGAUUUUUACCGAUUUUGAUUUAACAUGCACUGUUGUUGAUUCAUCUGCCAUCUUGGCAGAAAUGGCUAUAGUGACAGCACCAAAAUCUGACAAUCUGUCUGAAGAUCAAACAACUCGAAUGUUGUCUUCUGACCUCAGAAAUACAUGGGGUAUUCUAUCCAAACAGUAUACAGAAGAGUAUGAGCAAUGUGUCGAAAGCAUUAUGCCGACUUAUAGAUUGGUAUAUCUUGAUUAUAAAGGACUGUCUAAGGCACUUGAGCAACUCUCAGAAUUCGAGAAAUCGGCAAAUAAUAGGGUUGUCGAGUCAGGGGUUCUCAAGGGUAUAAAUAUAGAAGAUAUAAAGCGUGCUGGAGAGCGUUUGAUCCUUCAAGAUGGUUGCACUGACUUUUUUAAGAAAGUUGUUAAGAAUGAAAAUUUGAAUGCCAAUGUGCAUGUUCUUUCAUACUGCUGGUGUGGUGACCUCAUUAGGUCUGUUUUCUCUUCAGCUGAUUUAAAUGAGAUGGAUAUUCAUGCUAAUGAGUUCUGUUAUGAGGGUUCUGUUUCCACUGGUGAUAUUGUUAAGAAAGUGGAGUCUCCCAUUGACAAGGUCCAAGCUUUUCAUAAUAUAUUGAAAAGUCGCAACAAUGACAAGAAGAAAUUAACCAUUUACAUUGGAGAUUCUGUGGGUGAUUUACUUUGUCUACUUGAAGCAGAUGUAGGAAUUGUGGUUGGUUCUAGCUCAAGCCUUAGGAGAAUAGGGACAUAUUUUGGUGUUUUAUUUGUCCCGUUGUUUUCUGGCUUGGUUAAGAAACAGAAAGAAUAUAAUGAAGGAAGCUCCUCCAAUUGGAAGGGUUUAUCUGGCAUUCUUUACACAGUCUCUAGUUGGGCUGAAGUGCAUGCUUUUGUUUUGGGUUGCUAG
Molecule: messenger RNA, 1818 nt
Organism: Lathyrus sativus (Indian pea)
Lineage: Eukaryota; Viridiplantae; Streptophyta; Magnoliopsida; Fabales; Fabaceae
Source: the annotation of a GenBank genome assembly